UUUGAAUGUAAUAAAAUAUUUUAUGUAAGGUUUUAAAGCAAUGUUAUUCAAAUAUUCAACAUAUUUCAUUUUUCCAAAUAAGAUUUUCUUAACUUCUACUUUUAUAUUUUUUUUACUUUUUCACUUUUGCUCCGUACAGAAAAUCAAAAAAUCUAAUGAGGUCGUCGACGGAGAAGAAUUUAUUGAGAAUAUUAUUGCAGGGGAAGAACCAACUGGAACACCAGAAUAUUUAGAGUUUACCGCACCAUUUAAAAUUUGUAAGGAUGGUUGUAAUGAAAGCAACUUCGUCAUGUCUUUUCCCAUGUAUGUUGGGAUCAAUAAAGCUGGAAAACAAUACAACAAGACCUAUCCUCGAGAUGUACAGUUGUUUAAGGGUGAUAAAAAUCCUCCAUUUAAGAAGUCAACAACCAGACAUCCGUUUACUCUAUGUCCCGAGAAUACUGAUUCUUCAGCCAAGAUUAUUCCCCAAACAAUGAAACCUGGCUGUGAAGACAAAGUUAGAAUUAAAAAUGUGAUGUUUAAAGAUAGCUUGGAGUUCAAACAAGACAAGAUAAUAUUUAUACUAGCUUUAUUGAACAACAAUAAUGUAGAAGGAUUUUUUUCUUGGGAGAAAUGGACGUUGUCUGUACCACAGAAACCAAUUGAAUACUUAUUUCGAAGACAGAAUAAUGAUUAUAUGAUUCUGAAAAAAACUCAAUUACAAUGCCAAUGUCCUAUAAAUAAAGAAUGCAAAUUGGAUUACAAAUUAAAUAAAAAUAUGAUAUAUUUUCAAAGUAUUCGUGGUAUUGUAAACUUUGAAACUGUAAAGCAACUCGAUGAGCAGAUAUACAAUAAUGAAAACAGUAAUGAUAAAAAAAUGAAGUUGAUUCGAAAAACGAGAGACGUAGAUUCGGGGGAGUCUGUCAUGGAAAAAGAGUGCUGUUGUCCUCCAAGGACUAUUAAAGUACCUACAUUUAUAUCAAAUGCUAGAUUUAAUGAUGUACUUGAUAGAUUACGUGUUAAUACUAAAAAUAAUAGUAAUAUAUAAUGUUUCCAUAUUGGUGACAUCAAUAAAUAAACAAAAUAAAUCUAUUUUGAUCUUCCUAUCUAUAAUAAGAUUAAUUUGUAUUUACAAUUAUGAAUAUUCAAAAAUAAAUAUUUUGCCUAAAUAAAUAAAU
Molecule: messenger RNA, 1157 nt
Organism: Danaus plexippus (monarch butterfly)
Lineage: Eukaryota; Metazoa; Arthropoda; Insecta; Lepidoptera; Nymphalidae
Exons: 4
Coding region: 41-1027 (328 amino acids)
Source: RefSeq, a predicted model, not a curated record